Molecule: messenger RNA, 822 nt
Organism: Suillus fuscotomentosus
Lineage: Eukaryota; Fungi; Basidiomycota; Agaricomycetes; Boletales; Suillaceae
Exons: 3
Coding region: 1-822 (273 amino acids)
Source: RefSeq, a predicted model, not a curated record
AUGGAUUCAGGUGGUGGCACUACGGACUUUGGUGACACUGGCACCAUGGAGCCCAUCAAUGAUGAAGAUUCUUCACAACUAAUGGUUGAAUUUUUUGGUACUGGUGACCGGUUGUAUAGAAACUAUCACCCUUUUUUGUCUGCUCGCCCAUGUAAUCCAGAAGGCAACUUCCUUCCACCAGGAACACCACUUCUACCAUUCACAGACAAGACACUGGAAGACUGGACUCCCUACAAGAGCCAGGUAGAGUUUGAGCUUGCUAAUUACUUAUUCACCAAGAAUCAAACCCCUGUGCAUUCAAUUGACCAUUUACUCAAUAUUUGGGCAGCUUCACUGAUACAAGCUAGUAGCAGAUCAACUAUCUUUUCAGAUCAUCACCACAUUUACAAGGUGAUUGAUGAUACUCCUCUCGGCAAUGUUAAAUGGCAAUCAUUUACUGUUAAAUAUACUGGUGACAUUCUAGAAGAAGGUACUGCACCAUGGAUGACAGACAGCCACGAGGUUUGGUUCCGCAAUCCCUGCGACAAUGUUUGCAAUAUGCUUACUAGCCCAGAUUUUGCUACAGAGAUGGACCUUAAACCUUACUAUGAGUUCGCAACAGAGAAUGACAAGCACCAGUGGAAAGACUUCAUGUAUGGAGAUUGGGCUUAUAAGCAAGCAGACAUGAUUUCUGAGAAUCCUGACACUCAUGGUUCAAUCUCCAUUCCUGUAAUUCUAGGGAGCAAUAAAACAACUGUUUUGGUUGCAACAGGACAAAACAAGUAUUAUCCUCUCUAUGUGUCUAUUGGAAAUGUUCAGAACAAUGUACACCAAGCCCACUGA